Messenger RNA from Oryzias melastigma (Indian medaka), 1942 nucleotides. RefSeq names its product vascular endothelial growth factor receptor 1. Gene Ontology annotation, molecular function: protein tyrosine kinase binding; MHC class II protein binding. The record is from RefSeq and is a predicted model, not a curated record. Bases 198 to 1046 code for a protein of 282 amino acids. The transcript has 5 exons. Gene Ontology annotation, biological process: positive regulation of ERK1 and ERK2 cascade; interleukin-15-mediated signaling pathway; T cell activation. NCBI's taxonomy places the organism in Eukaryota, Metazoa, Chordata, Actinopteri, Beloniformes, Adrianichthyidae. Gene Ontology annotation, cellular component: membrane raft; external side of plasma membrane.
CUUCCUUUUCAUGAAACCAAACAGUUUUGCUUUUUGUUAUCUUCAGUAAUAUACGUUUGUUUUUUCUUGUACCUAAUAUUACACGUGAUUCUUCCUUUCAUUCUGAAAAAUAACUAAGUAGGAGGAGCCAGCCCUUUAUUUUCUACACAGCCUUCAUCAAAGAGGAAAUAAAAAUUAACAACAAAAGAUCAACAAGGAUGACUCUGCGACUGGAAAUAAUCCUUAUUCUCAUGCUUCAUUUUGGAGGCAUCAGACUGCAAAUUGAGGAUCUCUUUGAAAUAUUUGGAGAGGAUGUUCUUUUAUCAUGUAAUGUUGAUGCAUCCUUUUACCAAUGUUCAAAUGUAUCCUGGGUGUACAACAGACGUGGUAAUACUGGUUUAGAAAUAUUAAGCACUGCAAAAAUUGUUGUCCAGAGUUCAGCUCGGACUUCCAGGUUGAGUGUGAGCAAUAACUGCUCUCUGCUCAUCAAAAACAUCACUGCAGAGGAUGCUGGUCAAUAUGUCUGUCGCCCUGGUAACAGCAACAAGUUUGAUGUCCCUGUGUAUCUCAACACUUUGAGCAGCGUCAGUGGACAAACUGAACAUCUCUAUCACAGAGUUGGAGAUGACGUCAAAUUACCUUGUAGUGAUAAAUCCUCCUUUUUCUCAUGCUCUGGAGUUAACUGGCUGUACCAGAGAGAUUCAAGUGCAGCAUUUAGAACGGAUGUAUACUUUGGAAAUGAACAAGCUUCAUCUCAAGCUUCCAGGCUGAGUUUGAGCAGUAACUGCUCUCUCUUAAUCAGAAACAUCACUGAUGAAGAUGCUGGUCAUUAUAUCUGUCGGCUUGGGAGCAGAAUUGAGUUGGACACGUCUGUGUAUCUUAAUACUUUGAACAAUCUUCCUGGUCACAACUUCAUCAUCAUGGUUGGAUCAGUGGUGAAGGUGGUAAUGUUUCUGAUCAUGGUUGCUGCUCUGGUCUAUGUGUGUAAGAGGAGAACCAAAGGGGAUAAACACCAGAGAGGCAGAACAGGGAGAAGACCUGUGGAUGGUGAUGAGGACAUCUUGUGAAUAAGGGUUGCAAAAAACUCCUCUUAGAGCAAAGGAGAAAAAAAAAAGUUUUCACCUUUUACAUUAUUUUUCAAAUGAGAGCUUUUUUCUUCUUCUCUAGCUUUAUUUGCUUAGCUCUGACUACUCCUGCAAAGUUUCUAAGCAGCCUGCUCAGUUCACUAACCACUCCACAAAUAUCUCAACACAAUUUCAAUGUACCAAUUAUUAAAAUGCUGGUAACAUUUUAUUUAGAUGUAUUUAGUUUUUUAAAAAGUAAGUUUUUAACAGAUAGGGUUGAGUUUUAUUUUAAACUAAAUUAAUUCCUAAAAAUAAUAGCCUAAAAAUGAUAGGUAAAUGUAUUUAUCCAUUCAACCAGCCGUUUGUUUUUUCAUGCACGACUAGACAGCAUUAUAGUUGUGCUUGUUUUGCAUUAAAUGCACAUAUAUUAUACUCAAGUUAGUUGUUUUGUUUACUAGAAUCAUUCAAUGUUUGUCAAAAAUUUUAAAACUUGUGCCACAUGUUUUUAGGCCGAGUAAGGAAAUCACACAGUUUUACAAGAAAUUGAACUUGUGAUCUUCUUAUUAUGACACCCCAAUGCUAAGCACUGCUCUACCAUGCUAUCUCUGCGUGGAUUCAAAUUGAAUUAUCUUCUUCCAAAUUGUAAAUUACAUGUUGAGUUACUGUAAAUCUUCCAACAGGGUCUAACAGGUGAUCAUUACUGCCAGAUGCCUGUCUCUAAAAGUAGCCGGGUUCCUUUAAGAUUCCCGCAACCCCCCAGGUUGUGCACAGUUGUGCUGACUCUGGGUGUCUGUGGUAUUUGUAUUGUGAGCCAGUGUAGCAAUUAGAGCUGGGUUGAAAAAAAUUGAUGAAUUGAUUUAAAUCGAUUUAAGCUUAAUAGAUCAAUAAUCAAUUCAUAA